CUUUCUUUGUGAAACAGUCACACAUCAGCAGUCAACAUGAUCGCUAAGGCAUCUCCUUCAGAGUCUGUGGAGAGACACUUAACUUUCUGUUGCCAUGUGCGGACAGCAUCCAUGGUCAUCGGGGUCUACUAUCUGUUAGCCAGUGUCAUGCUGUGUGUAGAUCAGAUCUUGGAUGUUGCCUAUGGAAAGAAUAUCUGUGGCUCAGCAUAUAAAGAACAGCUCCCUGCAAAGGAACGCAUCAUUGAUGUGACCACUGAUUUCAUCCUCAUUGCGGUGCUUUUCAUUUCCAGCCUUCACAUGCUAUAUGGCAUCAUUAAGUUCCGAGAGCGACUACUUUUGUCAUUCCUGCUCCUGCAAUGUUUGGAUAUUUUCCUGAGUGUGCUGUCCCUCUUCAGCCCUUCUUGGGGGCUACCAGGAACCAUUAAUUAUGACAAGGUUGUCACGCACUGGCAAAAGCUGAGUGGGAAAAAGGAGUUUACUUCCAACGAGAUGACAAAGCUCUUCAUCAUCUUCACUGUUGUUUUCACAUUGUGUAUUCUGAUUAAGGUGUAUGUGGUCAACUGUGUGAUCCGCUGUUAUCGCUUCAUAAAGGCUCAUGCUGAAGCAGCUAGAGAUGUCUCUUGCAAAUAUGAUAUCAACCCAAUGAUAAAGCUGCCUUCCUAUGAUGAAGCCCUAAUGACGCCUCCAGCCUACAAAAAAGUGUGAUUGCUUCCACCUCAGAAUAUAACUUUUGGCAUCUGUUUUUCCAAGCCAAAUACUGAUGUAUCAUCUGAUUAGCAUUUGUCUCGCAAAAAGUUAAUCAAAUAUCUUGGUAAUACUUUGCUUGAAAUAUCUGUUAUUAUUCUUCUGAAAUAUAUCUAAAAAUGUUAGAUGUUUAUAGUCACUGUUCAUGAAAAGUAAAAUGGCAGAAUCCUGGAAGCAGAUUUGCAGUUUGACAACAUUAUAAACUCUUUUCUUUGCCUAGAGCUGUCUGCAUCCUUAGCACAGAAUAGUAAGUACCAGAUUAACUUAAAUGUUAGGUUUCAUUCAACAUUUUCCUGUAUGUACAGAUAUUAAAUUAAUUUUGUGUUAUUAUUUUUACCAUGUGUUAUUAAUCUUCCUGUGUUUGUAUUGGUUUUCAUUGACAUGGAAAUACUCAAAACAGAGAAAAUUCUUUCCAGUGAUAUUUGUUUAUAUUAGAAUAACUUCUUUGUGCAUUGACUAUAAAAGAAGUAAUUACUCUGAGUACAAGUUACCAAGUUAACAUCUCCCUACAAUUAAGAAUAUCAUUGUGAUAUACUUUACAUGUAGUUCAAAACAGUUUUCUAAUGGAGAUUUUAUACUAAUUGGCUACAAAAAAGUUGGAGCAUAUUAUUGCUCAGAGAAAGAGAAAAUUUGUUAUCUUCUAGUUUAUAGAAGCCUUAAAGUAAUUACUUAUAUGAAAAAUAAAUCACAGACACUGUGCUUUAGGCAAGUUACUUUUUACGAUCUUACACAUUUGUAGCUGAUUUGACACUGAUGUUAUUUACCAAAAUAUCAUUUUUUACAAUAGCUGAGGACUAUUUAUCUUUCAACAGCAGGAAAAAGAUAAGCUAGCCAAGUUAUUACUUAAUUAUAGUAUUGCUUUUGUUUGCUCAUAAUAACUGAAACUUCAACUAAUGCAAACAGCCUUCGUAAACACAAGUAAAAACCUGUCACCUUAUAAUAUAUUUAAAAAUGACAGAAUUAAGCAUCUAUUAUUUCUUUUUACUGAAAUAGGCCUUAUGUGCUAGAAAUGUCACAUGAUCUCCAAGAAAAAAACUUAAAAGCUAUGUGUUUACAUUGCUUGCUUUUUAAAUAUUUCUGUAAGUUAUUUUUAAGAUGUUAUGACAAGCAAUAAAGAUAUUCAAUGAGUA
Molecule: messenger RNA, 1874 nt
Organism: Polypterus senegalus (gray bichir)
Lineage: Eukaryota; Metazoa; Chordata; Cladistia; Polypteriformes; Polypteridae
Product: lysosomal-associated transmembrane protein 5-like
Exons: 7
Coding region: 37-705 (222 amino acids)
Cellular component (GO): lysosomal membrane
Source: RefSeq, a predicted model, not a curated record